Symbiodinium necroappetens is the source of this 957-nucleotide messenger RNA. NCBI's taxonomy places the organism in Eukaryota, Dinophyceae, Suessiales, Symbiodiniaceae. The record is from the annotation of a GenBank genome assembly.
AUGUCGGCAAAGACCAUGCCGGCACCAGUUCGGACCGUUUAUGGCUGCGAGGUGGAUGAGGAAGAUGGAAGCCUGGAGAAUUUGGCGUCCCGCUGGCGUCUCGAGGACCUCCCCCCGCUGCCUCCACCAAAGAAGUGUGACAUGCUGCUGCAGUCGACGGGUGGCACCUUCUACGUGAGCUUCCAGAUUUUUUGCCUCGUAGGAGGGACGCACGGGUUGGCCCUGACGAUUCUGCCGCGCUUUCUGGGCCAGAUGCUCACAGCGGACCAGAGGUUCCUCUACCUGACAGCGAUCUACACUGAGGCUGUGAUCGCCGUGGUCUGCCUGCUGUUCAUCCUCUGCGGAGAUCCGGGGGUGAUUCCCAGAACAGAGGAGAACUGCUUUCCCUUGCCCGCGGAGGUGGACAACCCGCCGCUGCCGAAGGAGUCCGGCUAUGCAAUCUUGCUUGGCUUUGGAGCAUUCUUUUCGGUGGUAACCACAGUGUUGGUAUAUCUGGACAAGCAUGCCAAUGGAACCGUGCACACAUCAGAAUUCUUCAACACUGCCGGCCGCACUGUUAACACAGGCCUGACAGCUUCUGUCAUCGUCUCGCAGUGGACCUGGCCGGCGACACUUCUGCAAUCCUGCAAUGUGGCAUGGCGGUACGGAGUUUCCGGGCCGUUUUGGUACGCCAGUGGCGCAACGAUCCAGGUAGUGCUCUUCGGCAUUUUGGCGAUCGCGGUCAAACGCCGUGCUCGGACGGCGCACACAGUGUGUGAGAUGGUUUUGGCUAGGUGGGGCAAGCGUGCGCACCUGACUUUCCUCUUCUUCGCGCUGUUGGCCAACGUACUCGUGACCUCCAUUCUGUUGCUGGGCGGUGCUGCCACAGUAACUGCGCUGACGGGCGUGGAUACGAACCUGGCAGCCUUCCUGAUUCCCUGGGGUGUGAUCCUUUACACAGCGGCAGGUGGCCUGAAG